AUCUUAUCUGACAGUGCGGUGGCGCUGCUGGCGCGAAGAAGGAGCGUUGUGGAGUUUUUCCAGGUCGCGCGCCGCGUUGUGAAAUUCCAGAAUGGAGCAGAAGUCGGAAAAGCCGGAGAAGCAAAAGAGAACUAGACGGACAGAAGAUGAAGACAAUGGAUUUGCACAAUUUGGCGGUUAUAUGGAUGCUAAAAUUUCCAAACUGGAGCAGCAGUUUCUGGACAAUGCCAAGCAUUCCGGUGUUCAGAAGUCUAGUCUCUUCUCUGGCAUCUCUAUUUAUGUCAAUGGUCACACAAAUCCUUCUGCAGAAGCGCUGAAGAUGAUCAUGAUGGAACAUGGAGGAGUUUAUCACACUUAUGAGAGAUCGCACACGACUUUUAUUGUGGCCAGUAAUCUUCCGGACGUGAAGGUGAGAAAGAUGCAGCCUAGCAAGACCAUCAUCAAGCCUGAAUGGAUUGUGGAUUGCCUCAAAGAGAACAAGAUCCUGGACCAUAAGAAAUAUCUCUAUGAAUUCAAUCAUAAAGUCUCACAGCCAAAGUUGUCCUUCUCCCGGACUGCUGUGAAUCCCAACUUCUUGUCGGAGUUCUACAGCAAUUCUCGCCUCCAUCACAUCUCAACCCUGGGAUUGGCAUUGAAAGACUAUGUGAAUGACUUGAGAGAGAAACACAAGGGAGAUUUUCCCGCGAGGAGUGAAAUUAAUGUGGCCAAAAGAGAGGAGACUGGUAACCACAAGGCUGUAAUGCACAUUGAUAUGGAUUGCUUCUUCGUCUCUGUUGGAUUACGGUCCAGACCAAAUCUCAGAGGUAUUCCGGUGGCUGUGACUCAUUCAAAGGGCGGAAGAAAACCUGAAUCAUCUGAUAAAUCGUGGUCAGAGAUCGCUUCUUGCAGCUAUGAGGCCCGCCAGAAGGGCAUAAAGAAUGGAAUGUUCAUGGGAAAUGCCCUGAAGCUUUGCCCGGAUCUGCAGACCAUCCCGUAUGAUUUUGACCAAUACAAGGAAGUUUCCUACACUCUCUAUGACUCCAUCGCCCGGUAUACUCUGGAUAUUGAAGCUGUGAGUUGCGAUGAGAUGUUUGUAGAUCUAACAGAUCUGCUGGCCAGCACAGGAAUUUCAUGUGAAGGCUUUGUCACACACAUCCGGCAUGAGAUUAGGCAAAAGACAAACUGUCCUUGCUCAGUGGGAAUAGGAGAGAAUCGCCUCUUGGCCAGAUUGGCGACCAGGAAGGCCAAACCAGAUGGACAGUAUUUCUUCCCUUCAGACAACAUCCUUGAGAAUAUGCAGGAAGUCUCCUUAAGAGAUUUACCAGGCGUUGGAUGGUCCACUUGUGAGAAGUUGAGUGAGAAUGGAUGGAAGAUCUGCGGAGAUCUCCAAAAUGUCCCACUAAAUCGUCUUCAAAAAGAUUUUGGUAGCAAAGCAGGAGAGAACCUCUAUAAUCUCUGUCGUGGUCAGGACAAUAGGCCACUAAACUUCUCCCGACAGAGGAAAUCUGUCUCCACGGAGGUCAAUUAUGGUAUCAGAUUCACAAAAAAAUCCGAAUUGGAAAUAUUCCUACGGCAAUUGAGUGAAGAGACCAGCAAAAGGCUGCACGAAGUUGGUCUCAAGGGUAAAAGUGUCACUUUGAAGCUCAUGAUCCGUGCACAGGACGCUCCUGUGGAGACUGCCAAAUUCAUGGGACACGGAAUGUGUGAUCAUAUGACGAAAUCCUCAGCUUUUCCAACUUUAACUGAUGAUCCGGAAACAAUUUUCCGCGCCGUUUGGCGAAUUUCUGAAGAUCUACAAAUUCCUCCUGAGGAACUGCGUGGGAUUGGGGUUCAAGUGACUAAAUUAUGCAAAGCAGAUGCUCAGUCUUCAUCCCUGGUUAAUCUGUUCAAGCAAAUGAAGUCGAAAGCAAAAACUGCGCCUCUUCCUCAAACUAAGACAGAGGAACCACAAUCCGAAGCGCCCGAUCUCGAUUUGGAUGUGUUGCAGGCUCUUCCGGAAGAGAUGCGAGAGGAAAUUUUACAGGAUUACUCUGAAUGGAAAAAGACCCAAAUUACGCAAAUUGAUAAACCGUCGCCAGUAAUUUGCAUGAAGUUGAAGAAUGUGAUAAGUAGCAGCAAUAUUUUGGCCAAGAGCAAUUGGAUGACAAUCUUGAGCCAGUGGAUCAACUCCAGUGACGCCCCAAAACUUUGUGAUGUUGAGCAUUUUGCAAAGAACGCCUGCGAAUUCAUAAAGAACAAGAAUAUCUGCGAUUUGUACUCGCAAUUGGAGUAUUUGCUUAUGUUGAUCAACCAGACAGAGUCUUGUUCCUGGCACAAGAGUUACAGAUUUCUCGCUGAAGAGAUCCAGAAGGAAAUGGUGCUUACUUAUGGGACGAAGUUAAAGAUCAAUGGCCAUCCGGACUGCUUCAGGUGCAAAUAA
Molecule: messenger RNA, 2398 nt
Organism: Phlebotomus argentipes
Lineage: Eukaryota; Metazoa; Arthropoda; Insecta; Diptera; Psychodidae
Gene: Rev1
Product: DNA repair protein Rev1
Exons: 3
Coding region: 92-2398 (768 amino acids)
Biological process (GO): error-prone translesion synthesis; error-free translesion synthesis
Cellular component (GO): nucleus
Molecular function (GO): DNA-directed DNA polymerase activity; deoxycytidyl transferase activity; damaged DNA binding
Source: RefSeq, a predicted model, not a curated record